Molecule: messenger RNA, 3086 nt
Organism: Penaeus vannamei (Pacific white shrimp)
Lineage: Eukaryota; Metazoa; Arthropoda; Malacostraca; Decapoda; Penaeidae
Source: RefSeq, a predicted model, not a curated record
CUGUUGUCUUCUGCUCCAGCUGAUCGACCUCUCCUCGGGGACGUGAAGGAGUCGCGUGAAAUUUUCUCACCUUUUUUCGAUUUUCUUGAGAUGGAAGGCGUGUGAAGAGGAGAUUGAUUGGUGGGAUUAGUCUUUGGGAGAUUGGCUGUUCGUUUUCCGGCGCGAGAAGAGGAUUCGAAGAGGAGAUAAGAAGCAAAAAUGGCCAUGGCAUCGAAGCACCGGGCAUCUGCCCUCAAGCAACAGAACAAGAAGCAUAAAGUCUUGGGGCAUCGUACAAAGGGGCAGCUCUCCAAAGUCAACAAAGGCAGAGUAGCCAUCUCCGCCCAGAGCAGGAGAGCCAAGAAAGAGAUGAGCCGCGAGCAGAGGAAGAACCAGAUGAAGCAGAUCCGAUCACAGAAGAGAGAUGAAGCCAUGUCACAAAAGCGUUCCGUCGGCACAGCGAACAACCCUCCCUUCCUGGUCACCAUCGUGCCGCUCAGCCCAGACAUCAACCCCAGGAAGGUUGUAAGUGCGUUGACCUCGUGUGACCCGGAAGCCACCACCACCACCAGCGCCCAGGGCAUCGUACAUCUGAGUUCCAUGCGCUACAAGCAGAGAUUUUCCUUCAUUAUUCCCCCAGUGAACGACUUGUACGCCAUUUUAGACAGCGUAAAAGUUAGCAACACACUCAUGCUGUUAUGGCCACCCCGUGACGAAGUGGAGGACGCGGCUGAACUUGUGUUGUCGUCCAUCAUGGCCCAAGCUUUACCUGCGACUAUACACAUCGCUGCGUCCAUGGAUGACAUGGCCCACAAGGCAACAUCAGGUGUCCCGGAGGAGAUGGACACAGGGAGCUUAGACGAGGAGCUGAGUUCUCGUCUUGUCCUGGGACCGUCCCCGGCGAAAAAGUCCAAUAGAAAAAUGCAGAUGAGGCAGCGUGUCGUCAAGGAGAUCGAGUCGAGGUUCCCCGGAAAUGCCAAGCUCUUCACAUUAGAGAGUGACCAGGAUGCGAUGCUCAUUCUGCGGCACAUUGGUUCGCAAAAGCAGCGCUCCAUCUUCUUCAAGGACAACAGACCACACAUGAUGGCGGAGAAGGUCGAGUUUGAGGAAAAGGGUCCAACAGGGACUUUGAAAGUGUAUGGAUACGUGCGAGGACAACCGCUGUCAGUGAAUGGCCUCGUCCACGUACCAGGAUGGGGAGACUUCCAGAUGAGUCACACCUACUUGUUGGAGGACCCCCAUCCCCUGGAGCGCAGAGGCAAGAACGCUACCAUGACAAAUGAUGAACCGCAGCUGAUCGAGGAGGCCGAUCCUGAGCACCAAGAAACGCUUGUAUCAACGAAUGAGGUUGACCCUAUGGAAGGAGAACAGACUUGGCCGACCCAAGAGGAGCUUGAAGAAGCGGAGGAGAAUGUGAAGCCGAAGCCAAGGACGAAGAGAGUGCCAAAGGGAACGUCAGAGUACCAGGCAGCGUGGAUUUUGGACAGUGAAGAAGAGGACAAUGGUGAUGAAGAUGAAGACGACCUUGACAGUCAGAUGGACAACAGCGAAUUUGCCCCUGUCGAUGCCAUGUCUCAGGACGGUUGCGAGCAGGAAGAGGAAGAGGAGGAAGACGAGGAAGAAUAUGAGACCAUGACCCUGCCAGACCCUGAAGGUGCAAACUACGAUGAUAAAUACGACUACAAGGAGGAUAUGGAUGCCUUAGAAAAAUUAAGAGCUGCUCGUGACGAUGCCGAGUUCCCAGAUGAGAUUGACACACCAAAGGACAUCCCCAGUAGAAUACGUUUCCAAAAAUACAGAGGUCUCCAGAGCUUCCGCACCUCAGCCUGGACCCCGAUGAAAAACCUCCCGUUGAUUAUUCGAGAAAUAUUCCAGUUUAAAAAUUUCUUCCACUCGAAAAAGAGAAUAUUGAAAGAAGAAAGAGAAGGAGCCAUGCCUGGUUGGUACAUCAUUGUCCACAUCCAAGAUGUUCCCCGACACCUGUACGACAGCCAAGUCACCAGCCAAGCGCCGUUGGUUAUCUUCGGUCUCCUUCCCCACGAGCAGAAGAUGUCUGUCAUGAACAUUGUCAUCAAGUCACACUCCCUAGGCCAUUACCGGCCCAUCAAAUCAAAAGAGCGCCUCAUUUUCCAUGUUGGUUUUAGAAGAUUUGCCAAUAGCCCCAUCUUCAGCGAACACUCCACUGGCAACAAACACAAAUUUGCCAGAUUCUUCCAUCCAGGAACAACGGUGGUAGCAAGUAUGUUUGCUCCAAUCACAUUCCCUCCAGUGUCUGUGCUGAUGUUUAGGGAGAGACCAGACGGUGCACAGGAUUUGGUAGGGACAGGCUCAUUAUAUGACAUGAACCCCAAAAGGAUAGUCGUCAAGAGAGUGGUACUCAGUGGCUUUCCAUUCAAGAUUAACCGGAAGAGUGCUGUCAUCCGGCACAUGUUCUUCAACCGAGAGGACAUCCUGUGGUUUAAGCCAGUCGAGCUUAGAACGAAGUGGGGGAGACGAGGCCAUAUCAAGGAAGCCCUAGGUACUCAUGGCCACAUGAAGUGUUACUUUGACGGGCAGCUGAAGGCCCAGGACACGAUACUGUUGAACCUGUACAAGCGAAUGUUCCCCAAGUGGACAUUUGACCCACACGCCGCCCGACCUCCUCCCCUCUAUACCUUCAGGACAUCGGGCAAAGAAGCCGAUUCUAGUGACGAAGAGAACGAGGAAAAUCAGCCCGCAAAGAAGGCCCGGGUAGUGCAGUUCCACAAUUCGGGCCUUUAAGCCAUGGGUUACUUAGAACCUAUGGAACUUUUAAGUAAUUUAUUAAUCAUAUAGAUCGGGUGAAAGUCACUGUAGACUGAAAGCAAGUCAAAGCUUCUCAAUUAACAUUUUAUGGGACAGCUUAAAUUUGCCUCAAUUAUUUAGGAUCAGAUUGCAUGGUUAUAUUAUCAUUUAUUUUUCAGAUUGUUAAGACAUUUUUUCCUCUUGAAACAAGUGUUGAAAAUCUCACUUUAUUCAUUAUUGUUAUUUAGAGUGUUUAUGUUUGUCAUAUUAUCUCUUGUAAAAUUAUCUGUCCUAUGCUCAUUUUCUGUCGUAAUAAAUAUUUAUGACAUUUCUAAUGAAAUCCA